This is a messenger RNA of Ylistrum balloti, 1446 nucleotides long. RefSeq names its product tetraspanin-9-like. NCBI's taxonomy places the organism in Eukaryota, Metazoa, Mollusca, Bivalvia, Pectinida, Pectinidae. The coding region runs from base 1 to 897 and encodes 298 amino acids. The transcript is spliced from 8 exons. The record is from RefSeq and is a predicted model, not a curated record. Gene Ontology annotation, cellular component: membrane.
AUGGAUUGUUUGGCGUCUUGUGGAAAGUGUUUUUUAACGCUCAUCAACACUUUAUUUGGGUUGAUUGGCCUAGCCUGCUUGGUCAUUGGACUGAUUAUAAAGUUCGGAAAGGACGUUCUUAAUGACGUCCUGAAUACUGUGAUGGAUCAAAUCGGCGAUCAAAUUAAACCUAUGCUGACAGCGACUGGAAGUUCCAUCGAUUCCUUCAAGGAUUCGUUUGACCUGACAGUGUUACUAGGAGAUGUAGCUAUCUUUCUGAUUGUGUUCGGCGUCGUCCUGCUGUCCUUGGUCAUUGUUGGGUACUGUGGCACGUGCUGUAUGAGUCGGUGUCUUCUGAUCAUAUACGGUGUUAUCCUGAUAAUCCUGGUACUGGGACAGAUAAUCGGACUUAUUCUGCUGUUCGCAAGUCGGGACACUUUGAGUGAUCAAAUCAAAUCUCCACUGAAGGAUUCCCUUACGGACUAUAAAGGUGAUCAGGCUCUAGACUUUGUCUCUGUGGCCUGGAACGCUGUCAUGUUACAGAUGAGCUGUUGUGGUGUUGACACUUACAAAGACUUUGAUGUGGCUUCUAAGUGGGGGAAAAGCUAUACAGACGGUGCAACAACCAUCAAUGGUCUCGCCACACCUCUCGUGUGCUGUACCGAGACGGCACGACAAAACCUAGGGAACUCUGGUAGUGUCACGGCCAUACUAGAUUGUGCUAAGAGUCCCUUAUCAUCAGAUAAUAAUUAUCAGAACGGUUGCUAUGACGCCGUUUGGGACGAAAUAGACAAAUCGAAACCCACAGUGAUCGGCAUAAUGUCGGCAAUUAUCGCAUUUCAGGCUCUGAUGAUAUUUUUCUCGCUGUGGUUGGCUCGCGCUAUCAGGAAAGAGAGUCAGACCGGACCAAUCGGAUAAUGGAUUGAUUGACAACCAACCAGAUUACGAAGAAAAUGGACCAAUAAGAUGACAAUGAUUAUUAACAAAUGAAAUGGUUAAGAAGAUUAACCAAUCACCAGGAAUAGUGAAAAAGUCAGAUAUUUCUUAUAAUGACAAACAUCAAGUUAAAAAAAAGAUGAACGAGUUAUUUUACUGGAUUUAUUAACAGCUGUUUGGACUGUAGUGAUUAGAAUUAGUAAGGAAAAGAAGAAAUUAACUCCAAAACUUAGAUUAUUGUAGCUGUCAGAUUUGUAUUUACGUACUUUUGGUUUGUCAUUUUAUCUAGAUUUAUAAUAUGAAAAGAAAUGAACAUUCACGUUCAACAUGAAGCGUUGAUAAAUAAUUGCCAUGGCUAAAUCCACAAAAGCCCUACCACAAAUGCCCACGGCUAUAGAUAGCUCGGUUGGACUGCAGUAGUUCAAUAAGUAUGCUUGUUGCUCUCGCCUAUUCAAGUGUGAUGUAGUUAGCUUUUGUAGUCAGUGAACUUAAUUUUUGUUCUUUUGUUGAAAUUAUGAGAUAAGCAGUUAA